Messenger RNA from Arachis stenosperma, 2715 nucleotides. RefSeq lists its product as uncharacterized. The record is from RefSeq and is a predicted model, not a curated record. The transcript is spliced from 10 exons. Gene Ontology annotation, molecular function: 3'-5'-RNA exonuclease activity; calcium ion binding. Bases 721 to 2061 code for a protein of 446 amino acids. NCBI's taxonomy places the organism in Eukaryota, Viridiplantae, Streptophyta, Magnoliopsida, Fabales, Fabaceae.
CGUAUUUGUGCCAGAGCAACAUCGUCAAUUCGUCAUAAUCCCACCGGGACAGGGAACACACAAACACAGCGUUCGCUAAUCUAAUAGCUACCAUUCUCUCUCUUCUCUCUCAUCCCCCUCUCUAUCUUUUCUCUACCGUGUAUUUGGGCUCUCCAAAAUCGAAAUCACAAUCAAAAUCACCCUUUGGGGGCGACGCUGCCGCUCCUAGUUCCGCUGCUCCUUCUUUCCGGUAACUUCUUCCCGCAUUCCCACACCCACCUUUACCUUCUUUACCGGCUAUUCCCGGUCUCCUGUUCCUCCUCCUCCUUUCUCCAAUCACAAUCACAAUAACAAUUAUAUAUGGCAAAGCCAAAUUAAUUAGCCCAGUUUUCACCCGCGGUUAUAUCAAUUUAAAAUGUUACAUACCUUUUCUCCAUUCACAUAUUAAAAAAAAAAAAAAGAAAAGAAAAGAUAGAAGAGGCAUCAUUGAUUGUGGCGUGAGAAAGGUAAAAGGGACGGUUCUUUCUAUAAGUGAUUCUCUUUUCUCCUUCGGCGUGUGUGGGCUCUAGUAUUCUAUACGUCGCAUGUGAACGAGGGGAUCUGAUAUCACAGGCAUAUAUAACGAUCCUAAUAAUUAAUAAAUAAAAAUAAAAGAAUAAUAUCGAAGCAAUAAUUGUGAUUGUUAUUGCGGCGUGAUAAUAUAUAUAUUGUAGGGGCAGCAUUGGUGGGUUUGAACGUAGAAUGAAAACGGACAAGUGGGCAUUGGCAAAGAGUAUGGGGAGGAUUACAAGGAUUGGGGGUUUCGCAAUUUCUAGAAAAGAAAACCAGCAACAACCUUUAAUUACCUGCACCACUUUCAACAUACUUGCCCCCAUCUACAAACGCAUCAAUCAUGAGGACCCGAGUUGCCGCGAAAGUGAUUACAGAACGUAUUGGUUGGCCAGGAACCACAGCAUAUUGGAUUGGCUCUUGUCUGAAAAGUCUUCCAUUAUCUGUCUUCAGGAGUUUUGGGUUGGAAACGAAGAGCUUGUUAACUUGUAUGAGAAUAGACUUGGAGAUGCUGGUUAUGUUAGUUUCAAGCUUGGGAGGACCAACAACCGUGGUGAUGGUCUUCUGAUAGCAGUGCAAAAGGAAUUAUUUAAUAUUCUUAAUUAUAAGGAGUUACACUUCAAUGAUUGUGGUGAUCGUGUAGCUCAGUUGUUACAUGUUGAGCUGGCUCUUCCAUGUUCACAGUGGAAAAACAGUGAUGUUAGGCAAGAAAUUCUGAUUGUAAACACUCACCUACUAUUUCCUCAUGAUUCAACCCUGUCCCUUGUAAGACUAAAUCAGGUCUAUAAGAUACUUCAAUAUGUAGAAUCCUAUCAGAGAGAUUUCCACCUCAAGCCCAUGCCAAUCAUGUUAUGCGGUGAUUGGAAUGGAAGCAAACGUGGACAUGUUUACAAGUUCCUUAGGUCGCAAGGGUUUGUAUCAUCUUAUGAUACGGCACAUCAUUAUACUGAUGCAGAUGCGGACAAGUGGGUUAGCCACCGAAAUCAUCGUGGAAAUAUAUGUGCUGUUGAUUUUAUUUGGCUUCUAAAUCCUGACAAAUAUCGAAAACUACUAAAAGCAAGUUGGACUGAAGCAGUGUUUGGCAUGUUCAAGUAUCUGCUGCGUAGAGCUUCACUGACUGAGAAUGAUGCAUUUGCCUUACUAAAGGGUGAAAAUGAAGAUUGUAUUACCUUCUCUGCUUUCCGUGAAGCACUUCGAGAGCUUAAUUUGAUUGGCCAUUGCCAUGGGCUAAGUGAAGAAGAGAUAAAGGAAUUAUGGGUCCAAGCAGAUGUAGAUGGAAAUGGGGUUCUUGAUUACAAACAAUUUCUGAAUAUCUGGAGUUCAACAAAUUUAGACGAGAAAGAUGAGGAGCAGGUCAACAACACAAAUGAUGCUCAGGAGCAAUCAAUUGGUUUCAGUGUUAAGAACGCAGUUCUGUCCCCUCCGGAGGUGGAGAAAGGUAGAUGGCCUGAAGAUUAUUCUCUCUCUGAUCACGCACGACUCACCGUAGAGUUCUCACCAAUAAAAAUGCUAUGCUCCCAGUUGAUUUGCUAAUAAAACUUGGAGGCAUUGUGUAGCUUAGGUUUUAGAAUUAAGACUUGUGUACAUAGAUAACAAGGUAAUUGAAUGGGUGAAAGGAGUAAAAUGGAUCAGAAAGGUUACUGGAGUUCCCAUUAUGGGAAGACUUUAAACAGCCCUGUGAUCUCUCGGUCUCUCACACUCUUGCAACGCAUAGACAGCACAAGCAAAAACUCAAAGUGGACAAAUUUGAAGUUACAUCACUCUAGUAUGCUCAUACAUAUCCGUUGAAUUGCUGAUUUUGAUAUUUGCAGUAAGCGACAUUCAUCCUCCCCAUGUUGUUUUAUUCAUUUAUUCUUCAUUGUUCAAAGAAUGGACAACAGGGUAGAAAUGAUAGAAAAGGGAAAAAAAAGAAAAAGAAAAGAAAAGAAAAUCAAUUGAUGUAUAUAGUUGUGUAUACUGUAUAGGAGUUAGGCAUCAGCCUUUUUGUAGCUUUGGUGAGAUGCACCGUCUAGCUAUUGAAACAGAGGAGGGUUCAGACACAAUUGUAUACAGUGACAUAUUUCACUCUCUCUGUAGAGUUUUGAAAUGUUCAAAUUGUACAAAAAAUGAUAAACUUUAGAGUUUCUCUCUAUAUUUGUAAAUUACUCUAGUAAUUCAUUGUAGAGUUUAUUUCAAAGUUGAAGAAAA